UGCGUGCGCGUGCUGUAAGUCGUCAAACAACAAACACACGGGCAAAUAUCGCGUUCUCAAUCGCACGCCUUCGCACAAACAGCUUUAUGUUGCCUGUGGCUGUGGUGUGCGAUGUGGAGUUGGAAUAACUUCCAUUGCCACUGUGUUAGCCAGUGUCAAACGGGCGCUCUCCGAUUUCGGUGCCUCCACUCGCGCAGUGAUAUGAACCGUCAGUGCCGUCAAUAAUCGCGUAUCCCGUGUGUUGGGGUGUCUGUCGCAACUUCGAUCGACUGACAACGAUCUCCAGCUGAUGUGCGCUAUCGAAUUAAUGCAGUGACAGCGCGUCCACAUCCCAAGUGUGCAAAUUUGCGCGCAAAGUAAAAUAGCAUGGAGUUGGCAGCUACACCUGGCGCCGAGGGCCCACCUGAGGACACCAUCAAGCCAAUUGGUUGUGCGCAUUACAAAAGAAAGUCCAAAUUUGUGACGCCAUGCUGUAACAAAGUAUACACGUGCCGUUUUUGCCAUGACAGCGCUGAAGAGCAUACGGUGAACCGCAAAGAAGUUACCGAGCUAAUCUGCACGCUGUGUGAAACGCGUCAGUCGGUGCAAGCGGAAUGCCAAAAUUGUGGCAUACGAUUCGGAAAGUACACAUGCCUAGAAUGCAAUCUGUUUGAUGAUGAAGAUAAGAAUCAAUACCACUGUUCUGGUUGCGGUAUAUGCCGAAUUGGCGGUGCAGAGAAGUUCUUUCACUGUCAGAAAUGUAAUAUGUGCCUACCGGUGCAACUGCAGGACGGGCACAAGUGUGUAGAGAAUGUGUCGCGUGCGAACUGCCCCGUGUGUUUGGACGACAUCCACACGUCGCGUAUUCCGUGCCACAUACCUAUGUGCGGCCAUCUUCUGCACCGCACGUGUUUCGAGCAGCUGCUGAAAGCCGGCCAUUAUGCGUGCCCCACUUGCCAAACUUCGCUGAUGGACAUGUCGCAAUUGUGGAAGUACUUGGACAACGAGGUCGCCCACACCACCAUGCCGACGGAGUACUCCAACUAUAUGGCUGAUAUUCUAUGCAAGGAUUGUCAUAAAGAAAGCACCGUGCAAUUCCACGUAGUUGGCUUAAAAUGCACACACUGUGGGUCGUACAACACGUGUAGGAUCAAAGGAACGCCGUUCCAGGUGCAGCUACAGGAGCGUGGCAAGAACUGAGUUGGAUAUGUGGUGUGUUUUGGGGCAAAGAAAAAGACGUUCAGCUAGAAGAUAAUCACAUUUUUAUGAUCUGAUUGUGCUCUCGGAUAAUACUCACAAUCACGUCCUUCUUUCUUCGUUAUUUUUCUUUUUUUUUUCUUUUUCAAUAACAACAUAAUAUAAUAGGUAUGCAUAUAUGAAAUACACAACAACAGUAUAAUAGAAAGCCCACUAACAAAUUAUUCGAUAUUUUAAGUAUUCUCGCUUUAAAUAUGCUCGGCAGCUUCGUGUUGCGUCUUUUUUCGUUUCACUAGAGACGUAAUAUGUAAUAAUUACAUGCGAAUGUAAACGAGUCGCAUUUAUAUACCUGAUGAACGCGCCCGCACUCUUGGUUGCUCUAAACGAGAUGCGUUGUAAUGAAAAUUGUUGAUUGAAUAUGUAAUACUCGUGUUAGUAUUCGUCUCAGGAUAGUAAUUAUGUUAUAAUAUGUACAAUAUACGGAAUGUGUGUCGUCGCAAACCAAAAGAGAGGGGAAGUUUUGAAUAUUGAAUAAACAAAAUCACCCGAAUCGAUAACAAUA
Molecule: messenger RNA, 1738 nt
Organism: Dalotia coriaria
Lineage: Eukaryota; Metazoa; Arthropoda; Insecta; Coleoptera; Staphylinidae
Gene: Rchy1
Product: Ring finger and CHY zinc finger domain containing 1
Exons: 4
Coding region: 367-1179 (270 amino acids)
Molecular function (GO): zinc ion binding
Source: RefSeq, a predicted model, not a curated record